This is a messenger RNA of Phycomyces blakesleeanus NRRL 1555(-), 366 nucleotides long. RefSeq lists its product as hypothetical. The record is from RefSeq and is a predicted model, not a curated record. Lineage: Eukaryota; Fungi; Mucoromycota; Mucoromycetes; Mucorales; Phycomycetaceae. The transcript has 3 exons. The coding region runs from base 1 to 366 and encodes 121 amino acids.
AUGUACAACACCAUACCUUUAAUCCAAUCAUUGAUAGAUCUUCCAAAUAGUAUUUCUGAUCCCACCUAUUAUAUGCUUCUUUUGAUGAAAGUUAAUCGAAAGAAGAAGAAGAAACAUGUCUCACCGGUUGGAGCUGGAGUUUGCAAGAUAGUCUAUGAGAGACUAAAGUUAAAGAAUAAGGCAGUUAUGUUCAUAGUACCAGUAAUAAUUACUGAACACUCUUGGUUUCUGUACCGAAGUCUUGGAAAUCUGGACGAAAAAGAUGUAAGGACAAUUGAAAUCUUUUUACAAUUAUUUGGUAUGGACAAACUGAAAGGUUCAGACGACUCUGACCGGCUAGUCUUCUUCUAUUGGACUGGAACUUAA